Contarinia nasturtii (swede midge) is the source of this 1371-nucleotide messenger RNA. Its product is annotated as ionotropic receptor 75a-like. The record is from RefSeq and is a predicted model, not a curated record. The transcript has 6 exons. NCBI's taxonomy places the organism in Eukaryota, Metazoa, Arthropoda, Insecta, Diptera, Cecidomyiidae. The coding region runs from base 1 to 1371 and encodes 456 amino acids.
AUGGAGCAAAUAUUUCUUCAACUUAACAAAAAUUUAGUUUACAAGAUUGAUAAAGAGUCGCAUUUUAUAAAUGAAACAUUUGGAUACUGGAAUGUUGAAAAUGGUUUGACUGAUUUACGUGUGACAAGAAUUUUAUCCAGACGACGAAGUGAUUUCCGUGGAAAAGUGUUGAAGUCAACUUUAAUUGUAACGAAAAACGAAUCAAUCGACCAAUUGAACGAUCAUCGGCUAUCACACAUCGAUUUUCCUGCAAAAAUUGGCUAUGCUAUCACAAACAUUCUGGGAGAAUCCGUAAACUCUACAGUUAUUUAUAAUUUUGAAAAUACAUGGGGAUAUGGUGAUAUGAAGAAACCUGACAAACUGAUUGGAAUGAUGGGUCAAUUGGUUAGAAAUGAGAUUGAUAUUGGAGGCACUGUUUUAUUCAUAACACCCGACAGAGUGCCACACAUUGAAUACUUGUCAUGUACAUUGCUUGCCAGACUCGCGUUCGUUUUUCGAGAUCCUCCACUGUCACAGGUUUCAAACUUGUAUUAUCUCCCAUUUUCUGGAAUGGUGUGGAUUUGUGGGAUCAUUCUUGUCGUCGUGAGUACAUCGAUUAUCUUUGUAACUUACCAAUUUUCAAAGGACAACGAGCAAGAGUUAAUUUCAACGGAUUUCUUUGUAUUCUCUCUGUGUCUAAUUUUCAUUUAUACAUCAUACACUGCAAACAUCGUUGCCCUUUUACAAUCAACGUCAGGGAGCAUCCGAACAUUAACAGACUUGUUAAAUUCCAAUAUGGAACUUGCUGUUGAUGACACACCUUAUUCUCGAUUUUAUUUUUCCACCGAAACUGAACCAAUUCGCAAGAAAAUCUAUGAAACGAAAGUGGCGCCGCCGAAUCAACAUUCAAAUUUUGUGAAUGUCAGCUAUGGCAUCGGCAGAAUGAGAAAAGGACUAUAUGCAUUCCAUACGGAAUUGGCUACUGGCUACAAAAAUGUUAAGGACACAUUUUACGAACAUGAAAAAUGUGGUUUGGUUGAAAUUGAGUACUUGCGAAUUGUUCAUCCUUGGCAUGGCAUACACAAGCAUUCACCGUACAAAGAAAUUUUUAAAGUCAGCUUAUUCAAAAUACGCGAGACUGGAAUUCAAGCUGUGGAGCUAGCACGUCGACAAACACACCGGCCUACUUGUGUGCUCAUUGACUUGGAAUUUCCGAAGAAAGGUGAUCGUGUGAAGAUGAAGUAUCGAUACUUUACUUGCCGUGGAUGCGAACCAUUGCCAGAAGGAAGUAAAGAACGCUUCGAAGAAAAACGGACAAUUGGUCGUAUUAUCACAUGGAAUCGUGAUACAAACGCCGGUCGCAAUAUACUAUACAAAGGUUUGUGCAUUUGA